CUUGUCGGCAACUGCUGACACUGAUGUACUUACGUCCUCUAACCUACCGUAAUACGUUGUAGGUACCUACCGGCAUUCGAGGCGAUUUUGGCGUGUUUUUUUUUUCAAUUUAAGUAGUGUUCAUAUUGUUUUCAAUACAUCGCAUAGCCGACCCGAAUACAGUCAAACUAUGAAAUGAACAUAACACACAUGCAGCACUAUAAUACCAUUUAUUUAAUAAAAGUCACAAAUCACCGCUGAACACAAAUACUGUCAAUACCUACCUACAUGUUUAUCAGUUUCAUGUGAAAAGAGUGAAAAUCAACAACUAUUUGUAAACAAUAAUACUAUUCGGUUUGCUUUUAUGUAAGUGCUAAACGAACUCGUAAAAAAAUAAAUAAACUUAUUAUUAUGAUUUGAACGAGAUCGAGAUAACGGCACUUUGAUCAAAUUAAAAUGUGAUUUUUUUCGAUUUAUUUUCUUAUCGUUGUUCACACACACUCCCGCAUAAUAAUUAUGUAUAAUAAAUUGUAUUAUACUCGUCAUCAUCACCGCCGCCGCCGAACGAUAAAGUUUAAUGUGAACGCGUUUUCGAUAAAAAAAAAUUGAUCGUUGUUAAGACCACCGGUGAUUACCGCGAGAUCGAGAACAUAUUAUUAUUAGUACAGGCUGUAGCAUCAACAACAACAAUAUCACUCGUCGAAAUAGUUCAGUCGAACCGCGGACACCCACUCGAGCGCUCUCGUAUACGUCCUUAUUGCACGCACCACCGCAAUAUUAUUAAUUUACACGACAACGCUAUGCCCGUGUGACGUGUAACGACAACGGCGGCGGCGAUAAAUCGAUCUUGGCCGGUCCAGUGCACCACCUACAACAAGUCUUGUAGUGCAAGCGGACGAUGUCGUUUAUACGCGGCCUAGCGGCCCACGUGUCCGUAGAACCGGUGGUGUUUUUCUACUUCGUCGCGAUGGUGUUCUCGGGGUGCCUGAGCACCAACCUGCUGCUGUACAAGGCGUGCGACCCGACGGGCGCGAUGGCCGCCCGGGUGGGCUCGAAGUGCCAGGACGAGGCGACCGCGCAGCACGUGGUGGCGCCGAUCAACGGCUGGAAGGCGCUCGUCCAGCACCUGGUGCCCAUCGCGCUGGCCAUGGCCGCGGGCACGUGGAGCGACCGGCACAACCGCCGCCGUCGGCCACUGAUCAUUCUGCCGAUCGCCGGUCAGAUAUUGGCGGACGGUCUGUCACUGUACUGUACCGUCGUGUGGUCGGUGUCGCCGGCAAUUACGGCCGCCGCACAGGCCGCCGCGCUGUCACUGACCGGUGGCCCACCGAUGCUGUUCAACGGCAUCAAUUCGUACGUGGGCGACACGACCACAGACGAGUGGCGGACGGUCAAGUACGGCGUGGUCGGUGGCACCAUAGCCGUGGGUGGUAUACUGGGAAUGCUCGUCUACGGGUUCGUGGUGGUCAACGUGGGCUUCGCCUUCGCAUAUGUGGUGUCCAUCAUCCUGGGCCUGACCGCACUCGCCCUCACGUUCAUAUUCAUCGACGACGGCGGCAGUGCCCUUCGCGGGGCGUCAAGCGUCGCCGACCAGCUUCCGUUGUACCAGGACGUCGCCCAGGCCGUCAACCCGUUGGAUGUGCUUCGCAACUGUUACCGCGUGCUGGCCAAGUCGCGUCCGGGCCACGGCAAGCUGCUCCUAUGCCUAGUCGUGUUCGUGUGCGCGCCACUCACGUGCGUGCCACUGGAGGGAGAAAUGUCAGUAUUAUAUCUAUAUUUGAGGUAUAAAUUUCAAUGGAAUGAAGUAGACUUUAGUAUUUUCAAUGCUUACCAGAUGUCCGUCGUAUUAAUAGGCACAUUGUUUGCACUAGGCAUUUUAAGCUACAAGUUUCGAAUGAACGAUGCGUUAAUUGGUACGAUUGCUUCAGUAUUUGAUCUUUUAGCUGCGGUAGCUUUCUUUUUAGUUGCCGAAUCAUGGCAACUAUUUUUAGUGCCACCGUUAGAACUCUUUCGGGGUGCAGCUUUGGCGUUAACUAGUUCUAUAGCUUCAAAAUGCGUUGGAUCUGACGAAUUGGGUGCUAUGAAUUCAGUAAAAUUAUUAAUGGAAAGUACAAUGAAAAGUGGAUUUCUACCAUUAUACAAUUUUAUUUACAACCAUACAUUUGAAUCGAUGCCCAGCGCAUUUUUUAUAGUCAGUAUUGUCCUAACAACUCCACUCAUAUUCGUUUUUUAUUUGAUAUAUUACUUAAACGGAAACCAAAAAUCGUACACCGUUGACGGCGACCAUAGUGAAAAUAAAAAACAAAAUACCGAAAUCGCACCAAUCAACGACCGAAACGUAAUAAGUUACCAUAUUUAGUGGGAUGUUACUUAUAACAAUAACAAAACGUUUGUAAGACUUAUUAUGUAUAAUAUUAUAAUAAUAAUAAAGUUAUUCAGUUUCUUAAUUUAACUUAUGUUCUCUUAAGAAAAUUAUCAUUUAUAUUGUUCAUGUAUACACUAUGUAAAUAUUAUCAUAUUAUAUUAUGUUAGAAUAUUAUCAAAAAUCAAAUAUUUAAAUAAUUGUAUUAGAAAUAAUUUAUAAAAUAUUUAAUUUAUAUCAAUAUCUAUUAGGUAUUUAGGUAUAGGUACCUAGUUUAUAAAUUAAAAACCAUCAGUCGGACAACCGUUCAAAUAUCUAUAUUUGUACUUCCAUGGUACAAUAUUUCAGGACUUUUUGGUUUUAUGAUAACUGAUAAAUGAUAAGUAAUAAAAAAAAAAUUUUAUCUAGAUAAAAAUUGUUAAUUUAUAUCAUACUACGAUCUACGAUUGUAU
This is a messenger RNA of Metopolophium dirhodum (rose-grain aphid), 2793 nucleotides long. RefSeq lists its product as uncharacterized. Bases 878 to 2338 code for a protein of 486 amino acids. Gene Ontology annotation, cellular component: membrane. The record is from RefSeq and is a predicted model, not a curated record. Gene Ontology annotation, molecular function: transmembrane transporter activity. Gene Ontology annotation, biological process: transmembrane transport. Lineage: Eukaryota; Metazoa; Arthropoda; Insecta; Hemiptera; Aphididae. The transcript is spliced from 7 exons.